CUUGCUCACACAAUGGAAGAUGAAAUAGAGAAAGGUGAAUUACCAAAGCAAAUAAAGUAUAGAGGAGUGAGAACAAGGCCAUGGGGAAAAUUUGCAGCCGAGAUUCGAGAUUCGACUAGGCAUGGUGCUCGAGUUUGGCUCGGUACAUUCAACACGGCUAAAGAAGCCGCAAGAGCUUAUGAUCGCGCUGCGUUUGAUAUGAGAGGUUCUUCGGCUAUUCUAAACUUUCCUCAUGAACAUUUUCCAAGCCAUGUAGCUUAUAAUCCUACUAAGUCAUCUUCUUUAUCCUCCUCCUCAUCCACUUCGUCGUCGUCGUCAUCGUCAUCAUCUUCAAAAGUUAAAUCAGAAGGUGGUGAACAAGUCAUAGAGUUUGAGUAUCUAGAUGAAAAAUUGUUAGAGGAACUUUUGGAUUGUGAGAAUACCAUCAAUAACAACUAGAAGAUGGUGAACAAGUCAUAGAGUUUGAGUAUCUAGAUGAAAAAUUGUUAGAGGAACUCUUGGAUUGUGAGAAUACCAUCAAUAACAACUAGAAGGUGGUGAAUAAGUCAUAGAGUUUGAGUAUCUAGAUGAAGAAUUGUUAGAGGAACUCUUGGAUUAUGAGAAUACCAUCUAUCACAACUGGUUCAACUAGGAGUUAACUAGUUAAAAUGGUACUUAAAUAUUAAUUUAAUACUUUAUACUCAAA
Messenger RNA from Lathyrus oleraceus (garden pea), 685 nucleotides. RefSeq names its product ethylene-responsive transcription factor ERF098. Gene Ontology annotation, biological process: ethylene-activated signaling pathway; regulation of DNA-templated transcription. The transcript has a single exon. The coding region runs from base 13 to 438 and encodes 141 amino acids. The record is from RefSeq and is a predicted model, not a curated record. NCBI's taxonomy places the organism in Eukaryota, Viridiplantae, Streptophyta, Magnoliopsida, Fabales, Fabaceae. Gene Ontology annotation, molecular function: DNA binding; DNA-binding transcription factor activity.